Molecule: messenger RNA, 1560 nt
Organism: Verticillium alfalfae VaMs.102
Lineage: Eukaryota; Fungi; Ascomycota; Sordariomycetes; Glomerellales; Plectosphaerellaceae
Product: cutinase transcription factor 1 beta
Exons: 5
Coding region: 1-1560 (519 amino acids)
Biological process (GO): regulation of DNA-templated transcription; DNA-templated transcription
Molecular function (GO): zinc ion binding; DNA-binding transcription factor activity, RNA polymerase II-specific; DNA binding
Source: RefSeq, a predicted model, not a curated record
AUGCUGCGGCAGGAUAGCAGACCCUCACCGGCCAUUUCGAAGACACGUGCCUCCAAACGCGCGGCUGUCGCGUGCACCGCAUGCAGCUUGCGCAAAGUAAGGUGUACAGUGGCUCUCUCAGGUCCACCCUGCGCCAACUGUGCGGUGGAUGACACGCCAUGUGAGAUUUCGCGCCGCAAGCGACGGCGAGAAAAUGAAGAAGAUUCAUCGGCAGCAUCUACAUCCAGCUUCAGUAGAGUGCCUAUAGCUCCGCCGCCUGCGACUUCCGCUUCGCCGUCCGUCAAAGAGUCAAUCCAAGCCGACAGAGCCUCUCAGCCGUUCAACGAACUGCUGCAAACAAGAGACAGUGGCGGUGACGCUGCCCUUCGUGAUUCACGCAACGCUCAAGAUCUGCCAAAUUCCCUGGCAGUUCUUUAUGAUCUGAACUACGAGCAAGAUAAGAUCACUCUCAUCCAGUCGGUAUUUUUGAUGGGAUUCUGGUACACUACCUCAGACGACCGACAGGGCCCCUGGCACUGGAACGGCAUCGCAAUUAGUCUGUCUCACACCAUCGGUUUACACAGGCUACCCAAGUUACCUUCUCAAGGCUGUGGUAAUAUUCAGCCAUUCUGGCGAGGGCUUUGGUGGUCUAUCUGCUGUCGUGAAGUCUGGUUAUCGUUGGGCCAGGGACGGCCGAUGCGGAUCCCUCUGGACGAUAUGGAUACACCAGAGCCUGAACGCUUUGAUGCAGAAGUCUUCGUGCCGGAGAACAGGACUGGUUCUUGUGGCAAGUACCUGCCAGGGGAGCUUAGCGAACUCAAAACCCUUUGGAAGACAUUGGUCAAGUUGAGUAUUACCUUGGGCACUAUCCUCUCUACACAUUACAGGGCGAAGCCGACGAAGCCGACAAGGUCUGAUGUUGAACAUUGCGAGCGGGAAAUUCGAGCAUGCUCAUACGAAUUACCUGCAACUGAACAUCAAAGUCGUGUGGCUGCCUCCCAUCGCUAUCAGUUCCGAAUCUACUUUGAGGCAGCGAUCAUUGUGUUGUAUCGACCAUUUAUCCUCGAGGCCCCUCGGGAUGUCACGCUGGAGAACAAGGAGCCAUGGAGAGCACUAGCUUGCCAAAAGACAAGGGUAGCUGCGUCAAACGCCUGCAGUGCUGUGACUUCAAUGAUGGCCGAGGAGCUGAUCGGCCUAUCACAUACUAUAACUGUCAUAGCACUCGUUCCGCCGAUGCAUGUUCAUCUCUUCGAAUCAGCGUCUUUUAAACCCCUAUCAAGCCAGAUGGGAAAACACAAUCUAGCCCUGUGUAUGCUAGCUAUGAGCGAGCUGCGCAAGUCGUACAUCUCGGCAACUGCCGCAUACAAACUAUUCGAGGCGGCGAUUAAAAAGAUCGAUGGGACAAGAAGUUCACGGAGGCCUUCUCACCAACCACAAGGUGACGCUGUCAUUGUCGACCUCGUCGCGCAGGAACAGGCUCCUCUUUCACCACGGGAGAGCUGGCCCGAGGGCUACUCUGCCUUGUCGGCCAACGUCAUCUCAGACGCGUGGAUGUGGCCCAAUAUGCUUGGUGCUCAGUGA